Messenger RNA from Zasmidium cellare ATCC 36951, 1719 nucleotides. RefSeq lists its product as uncharacterized. The record is from RefSeq and is a predicted model, not a curated record. The annotation marks the transcript as partial. Gene Ontology annotation, cellular component: nucleus. The transcript is spliced from 3 exons. Gene Ontology annotation, biological process: DNA-templated transcription. NCBI's taxonomy places the organism in Eukaryota, Fungi, Ascomycota, Dothideomycetes, Mycosphaerellales, Mycosphaerellaceae. Gene Ontology annotation, molecular function: DNA-binding transcription factor activity, RNA polymerase II-specific; zinc ion binding; DNA binding.
GCGUGCUACGCAUGCAGACAGCGAAAAUCUCAAUGCAAAGUUGAGCCUGAACAGCCUCUUGCGUGCAUGAUGUGCCGCUCGCAUGGCAGUACCUGCGUCUUUCCUCCAUCACGGCCGAAAGCCCAGAAACGAAGGUAUCGGCGCCAGUGUAACGGUCCGGGAGACGUGGAGAUCUCGCAGCUUCAAACGAUUGGUGUUGAACAGGCUUCUGUCGUCCCACACUCGGACACUGGGCACGGCAUUGCCAUCAACGUCCAGAGCGACUCCAGCGCCGACGGCCAAUUGAGCCUGGAGGCAGCAGCCGAAGCAUCUUCUAAUCAGCGCCUUAUUGGACCAGUGUUGGCCAGUGACGAUCAGCAUCUCUCGAAGCUGAUGGAAGACAAAGGUGUAACGGGCACCGCCACUACCCGUACGGUGUUCUCUUCGAGGCAUGGAAGCAACCUGUCAGCCCCUAUCGUCUUCACGCCGGCCAGGAGAAGACCAGUGGGCCUGCAUUCAAGGUCCGAACCGGCUCAAGAGACACUUGACAUUAUCAAAAAGCUUGUUGAGCCCUGGGAAGAUGACCUUCUCAAGUUAUAUGUUGCGAAGGCGGAAAUUUGUUGCCCAUUGCUAAGCAAGAAGCAACUUCAUCACUUGCUUGAUACCCGAGAUGGAAAUGCGCCGCCUGCUCUCUUGGCGUGCCUUCUUGCACAUAGCCUUACGUUCUGGAGUUCAAGCCAAUGGCUGUCAUCUCGUCGACCCCCAGACCAGAGGUUCAUCUGGAAUCUAGCCAACGAGGCGCUCUUUCUGGAGAUGCGGGUGUCACCGAAGUUGUCGACAAUAGCCGCGGUUCUGCUCAAUGUCGGAGGACGGCCAACUUCCAUGGUCUUCAACAACUCGGGCCAGCUUGGGUUUGCCAUAUCGGUUGCGUACACCUUGGGGUUGAAUCGAGAUCCUACCGAAUGGGACAUUCCGCCACACGAGAAAGAAGCUCGAAUGAACUUAUGGCGCGGACUACUUCUUUAUGACCGAUGGCAGAGCCUCGCUCAUGGCUCACCGCCGCACAUUCAAACAACUUACUUUGAUGUUCCUACUAUCGAGCCAUCAACCCAGCUGACACAGCAUACUGUAGAAUCCAAUGCUCGGUCCAUAUAUGAACACCUUCUCACCCUGACUGAGAACGUCCUAUCGCCUCACCUAUGUGAGAUUAAUCGAUUGGCUACCGUGGGAGACAAGUCUUUCAGCUCGAACGACCAGAGACACGACAGCACUAGCCGACUUCAAGAAUGGAUGGACUCUUCAACCGGCGUAAGUCGUAGCGUCAUCAUUCGAGGAACAGACCUCAGCACUCCCGGAGCCGCAAACCUCAGACUGGCUUUUCUCAUAAUACAGUUUCUGGAUCGCCGUCUGAACAUGGGCCCAGGUCACGAAGCAUCUGGCCAGUCGGGGCACUACCAACCCGCCUUGAGAGCUGCGGAAGACGUUGUAUUCUUUCUCCAAGAAUUGGGCGAAGAUGAGUUGCAAGGCUAUUGGAUGCCAACGAUGGGAUUCGCACUACUCAUGGUUAUGACGUUUCUCAUACGAUCUGUAUUGGAUACUGACCCUGCACAACGUGAGCUGAACCAGCCUUUGGGAUUCGCGCAGACGAUGAUGGAAUGUCUUCGUGAACACCGAAAGCGAGGGAACUGGGAUAUUGCCGACUUGUGCUUGGGUUAUUACGACCAGGCCCUGCAGAAAAUC